Messenger RNA from Cryptomeria japonica (Japanese cedar), 1684 nucleotides. RefSeq lists its product as uncharacterized. Bases 208 to 1179 code for a protein of 323 amino acids. The record is from RefSeq and is a predicted model, not a curated record. NCBI's taxonomy places the organism in Eukaryota, Viridiplantae, Streptophyta, Pinopsida, Cupressales, Cupressaceae. The transcript is spliced from 4 exons. Gene Ontology annotation, cellular component: mitochondrion. Gene Ontology annotation, biological process: mitochondrial proton-transporting ATP synthase complex assembly.
UAUUGCUUGAUCUUAUGAUCAUCAUUAAGAUUUUUCAUUUCAUGCCUACCAAUAACCAGUCACUCCUUGUACCAAAAACAAGAACUUAGUUCUAAUUUCAAUAAAACAAUCUUUCAGUACAUUUCAUUCAUACAACAGUUAAAACCACAAAAACCCUGCUUGGGGGGUUUUCCUGCGUGAUUCAUUUGGCCCUUAAAAGUACAAAAAAUGGCUGCUUCGUAUGCAAAAGUUAUAAUUGGAAGGAUGCAAACGACUCCACAAAACAUCUCAUAUGUACUCGCAUAUCCGUUAUCGUCAAGAUUUCAAUGGCUUCUAAAAUCCCGUGAUUACAGCACAGCAGCAGCAGAAGAAUCGAGAAUAGACAGGAACAAUAAUUCGGACGUUAUAUACACCCCACCCUCUGCACUUGGCGAAUCAUUUGCUACCGUGCCCAUCACUUCAGCUAGUGGAUCCAUCAUAGGCAAAAGGUUUUACAAAAAAGCCACAAUAAGGGAAGCAGAAGAUGGAAAUGGAUGGAAUGUAAUGUUGGAUUAUCGGACACUCAGGACGCCCUCUAAGAGGCCUCUCAAGUUGCCCACAUUGGCCUUGGCUAGUGCUAUCGCUGCCGAAUGGGAAUAUCAGCUAAAAGAUGGAAUAAGGCCUUUCACAAUGCCACUGAUGAGGCUAUCCUGUACAGCACUGGAAAGGGUUCCACUGACUCGUGACAAGAUAGUUCAAAAGUUGCUGAAUCGCUUUCACACAGAUCUUGUUUUCUGCCGUCCUCCUGAGGACAAUGUUUUGACCAGUGAUGUUCAUGUUGUGCAUGUCCAAUUGAUGGAUCCUUUACUUGAUUGGAUGGAGUCACAGCUGGGAAGCAGGCCUGUCAUCUAUACAAGUAUUUUUGCUGGUAGGCAACCAAAAGAAGUGGUUGAUGCAGUGGGACAUCUUCUUAAGAAAACAAGUAACUGGGAAUUGGCCGCUAUAGAUUCACUUGCAGCAUCUGCAAAUUCUUUAUCAAUAGCUAUGGCUUUGCUUCAUGGUAGGCUUGGAGUUGAAGAAGCUAUGAAGCUGAGUCGACUAGAGGAAGAUCUGCAGAUUGCUAAAUGUGGUCUUGUUGAAGGAGGUCACGACAUUGACAUGGCAGAUUUGCGUGUACAGAUUUCUUCUCCUAUUGUACUUGUGGAUCUUGUGCAAAACUGACAUGUUUAGUAAUUUCCUGUAUCGUAUAUGUAAUGCCUUCCCAAGUUCCAGGAACACUUCUAGGUUGAGUUUCAUGGAAGAUAAUGCUAGUUAUUCAUGACUCUUGGCAAUUGCACAAAGAUGAAGUUUCUGCUUCUGGGUUGCAAGAGGUGCAAUUUAAAAAAAUACUAAUGGCCAUGAUGUAAUAACUAUUUGCUUUUUUGUACGACAUAUUCAUUGUUUUAAUAGGAUAGCAUUUCAAAUUGCAGUUUUCUAAUCUUACAUUGAAUGACAUUUCUUUUUGCCCUCUUUUUGAGUACCAUAGCUAUUGACAUGCAAGGUUGCCUUUUACCUCGAUGUAAUAAGAAUCGAUUGAGCAAACUUCAUUGGGCAUUUUUAUGAUCCAAGUGGAGUUAUGGCAUUUGCUUUGAGUUGUGGUGCUACUUGUGGGAUUUGGCUCAUACGAAUUUUACAAAUAACAAUUCCUUAGUUUGCUAAUGUGAACUAUUGAAGCAGAUUGAUUUUA